Messenger RNA from Cuscuta campestris, 1793 nucleotides. The record is from the annotation of a GenBank genome assembly. NCBI's taxonomy places the organism in Eukaryota, Viridiplantae, Streptophyta, Magnoliopsida, Solanales, Convolvulaceae.
UACUGAGUAUUCUUUGGUCCCGACAUAUAUUCAAAAAGAUAACACUUUUUUAGACAAAAAAUGAAAAUAUUUAAUUUGACAAAUGAAGUACUCCGUAUAUGUUAAAUUUUUUAUUUCAAACACAAACAUUUGUUUAUUUUUUAAAACUUUUUUAAAAGCGUAGUGGUUAGUUCGUUCCAACAAUAAUAAUCAUUGCAAUUACCGUUAUUUGGCAUCUUGGCGGGGGAGAAAAUGGACGGAGGUUCUGCUCAGCCGCCGGCGGACACCGUGAUGUCGGAGGCUGCACCGCAUCAGCAGCAGCCGCAGUCUAGCCACCCACCGCCGCCGCCGCCGCCUCCGUCACAGACGAUGGGGAUGGACAGUAUUCCGGCGACGCUUAGCCAUGGCGGCAGAUUCAUCCAAUACAACAUCUUCGGCAACGUCUUCGAGAUCACCGCGAAGUACAAGCCCCCCAUCAUGCCUAUUGGCAAAGGCGCCUACGGUAUUGUCUGCUCUGCUUUGAAUUCGGAAACGAACGAGCACGUGGCACUGAAGAAGAUCGCCAAUGCGUUUGAUAACAGAAUUGAUGCCAAGAGGACUCUGCGUGAGAUCAAGCUGCUUCGCCAUAUGGAUCAUGAAAAUAUUGUUGGAAUAAGAGAUAUAAUUCCACCACCUCAAAGAGAAUCAUUCAAUGAUGUAUAUAUUGCAUAUGAGCUAAUGGACACUGAUCUCCAUCAAAUUAUUCGCUCCAAUCAGACCUUGUCAGAAGAACAUUGUCAGUAUUUCUUGUAUCAAAUUCUCCGUGGGUUGAAAUAUAUACACUCAGCAAAUGUUUUGCAUAGGGACUUGAAGCCAAGCAAUCUCCUCUUAAAUGCCAAUUGUGAUCUGAAGAUAUGUGAUUUUGGGUUAGCCCGUGUCACUUCUGAAACAGAUUUUAUGACCGAAUAUGUAGUAACAAGAUGGUAUCGGGCACCUGAGCUGUUGUUAAAUUCUUCAGACUAUACUGCAGCAAUUGAUGUAUGGUCAGUGGGCUGCAUCUUCAUGGAACUUAUGGAUCGGAAACCCUUAUUUCCUGGCAGAGAUCAUGUGCACCAGUUACGUCUUCUUAUGGAGCUUAUUGGUACUCCUUCGGAAGCUGAAAUGGAGUUCUUGAAUGACAAUGCAAAGAGAUAUAUCCGUCAACUUCCUCUUUACCGCCGCCAGUCAUUCACUGAAAAAUUCCCCCAAGUGCACCCAGCUGCUAUUGAUCUUGUUGAGAAAAUGUUGACAUUUGAUCCUAGAAAAAGACUUACAGUGGAAGAUGCCCUUGCACACCCCUACCUAACGUCACUUCAUGACAUCAGUGACGAACCGACAUGCAUGAAUCCGUUCAGCUUCGACUUUGAGCAGCACGCGCUCACGGAGGAACAAAUGAAGGAGCUGAUUUACCUCGAGGCUCUUGCAUUUAAUCCAGAAUACCAGUUCAUUUGAUGUGAAGAAGAGCCAUUGAUUGUAAAAUGUUGUAUGUGCCAUUAUCACCUUCUUCUUUUUCCAUCCAUCUCAUAAUUGUUCUCGUAUAACGCCCAAAAAUGGGUCCGAUUUUCAAACAUUUCGCCUAUCGGAGAAUUUGGGUCUUAAAAAGUCUGUUGCUUUGUGAAUGAGUGAUGCUUGUAGCCUAUAAUAUACAUAUGUAUCAUAUAUUGUUAAACUCGUGUUUGGAUUAGAUCUCAGGUCCACUAGUGGGUUUGCAUUGAUGUUUUCAAUCUUCACACUUGCUUGUGUUUCUGCUUCUCGUGAUUCCCAAAACGCCAUUACAUUAAAUUUUAUUGUUUUCU